This is a messenger RNA of Elaeis guineensis (African oil palm), 1525 nucleotides long. The record is from RefSeq and is a predicted model, not a curated record. NCBI's taxonomy places the organism in Eukaryota, Viridiplantae, Streptophyta, Magnoliopsida, Arecales, Arecaceae.
ACCAUCAUCAGCAGAAGAGAAUUAAUAGAUAGCAGAGGUUACAAUGGCAAUAUCAGCCUUUGGAAACCUUGCAAUUUUUUCUCUCUUGCUUCUAAUUACAGCUGCAUCUGCCAUCACAGCUUCCAAUACAGCCCAUGAAAACUUCCUCCAAUGCUUCCUAAAUCACGCUCAACCCUCCAAUGCCUCCUCCCAUCUAGUGUAUACCCCAAAUACCACUGCCUACAAUACUGUCCUUCGAUCAUCCAUCCAAAACAUCCGUUUCCUCUACUCAUCCACUACAAAGAAGCCUGUCCUCAUUGUCACACCAACAAAUGAAUCCCACGUUCAAGCCUCUGUCGUCUGCAGCAGGAAGCAUGGACUUAAUAUCAGGGUCCGGAGUGGUGGCCAUGAUUAUGAGGGCAUGUCUUAUGUUUCAGACCACGAGGUGUUCAUCAUCGUCGAUCUUGCUAACCUCCGAUCGAUCACGGUCGAUGCAGAGCAUGGCACCGCUUGGGUUCAGGCUGGUGCAACACUCGGAGAACUUUAUUACGCAAUUGGAGUGAACAACAAGACCACUGGUUUCACUGCUGGAGUGUGUCCUACUGUUGGAGUCGGUGGCCACAUCAGUGGCGGCGGGAUCGGGACCAUAUCAAGGAAGUAUGGUGCAGCUGCCGAUAAUGUGAUCGAUGCGCAAUUGGUUGAUGCCCAUGGUAGGCUCCUGAACCGAGAAUCUAUGGGUGAGGAUCUGUUUUGGGCCAUAAGAGGAGGUGGUGCAGCAAGCUUUGGCAUCGUCCUCUCCUAUAAAAUCAAGUUGGUGUAUGUUCCACCAAUAGUCACUGCAUUUAAUAUUAACAGAAAUUUGAGGCAAAAUGCUACGUACCUUGUAAGCAGGUGGCAGCAAAUUGCAGAGAAGUUCGAUGAGAAUCUUUACAUGAGAGUCAUAGCACAAGCUGUUGAUGACUCAACAACAGGAAAUAGAACCAUUCAAGCUCUGUUCAACUCUCUUUUCCUUGGAACAUGCGAAGAACUCGUCACCUUGAUGGAAAAGAGCUUUCCCGAACUGGGUUUUGAGGCCAAGGAUUGCUCAGGUUCGGAGAUGAGUUGGCUGGAGUCUGUUCUCUUCUUUGCAGGCUACAGCAAUGAAAGUGUAAACAUCUUAUUGGACAGGAGACCUGAAUACAACAGCUCUUUUAAAGCUAAAUCAGACUUUGUGAGAGAGCCAAUUCCUGAGACCGAGUGGGAAAAGAUAUGGAAAUUUCUUCUGGAAGCGAAAGAUGAGCCCCUGGUGAUGAUAAUGGAACCCUUUGGUGGAAGGCUGAGCGAGAUUUCAGAAUCUGCAAUUCCUUUCCCUCACAGGAAGGGAAAUCUGUAUAUAAUUCAGUACUUCAUGAGGUGGUUUGAGAUAGAUCCUGCAGUGACAAAAAGGCAUCUAGAUUGGAUGAGGAAGUUGUAUGCCUUCAUGACUCCAUACGUCUCUACUUCUUUAGGCCCUUCUGGACAACCUGCAGCCAGUCGGAGGGUGGGCGAGAAUCCUUCCAUGGUGUAG